Messenger RNA from Mustela lutreola (European mink), 2237 nucleotides. RefSeq names its product zinc finger protein 182-like. The record is from RefSeq and is a predicted model, not a curated record. The coding region runs from base 594 to 1565 and encodes 323 amino acids. The transcript has 2 exons. NCBI's taxonomy places the organism in Eukaryota, Metazoa, Chordata, Mammalia, Carnivora, Mustelidae.
CACAUUUCAGACCUGGUUAUAAAUAAUGGAGACUGUUCAGGAAUGAAGCCAGAGGAGUUUGAUGUGUGUCAGAACAUGUUUCUCCCUGGUGAGCCGGAUGAGAUGCGUGGUGGAGAGAAGCCCAAGGACUGUAAUGUGAGCAGCAAACCCUUCGGGUGUGAACACCGUAGUUUUCAUCAGAAGGGUCAGAUUUUGCAGCCACUUUUUGAAUUUGGUGGGCAAGGGCAUGACUUGAACAGGGAGACAACCACCUUUACACAUAGCAGUGCUCCUGUGGGAGAGACUGCCUAUAACUACGAUGACUGUUGGAGAGCCUGUGACAAGUCUGCUGUCGUUGUCCGAGAGAGAACUCACAUAGGGGAGGGUCACUGUAGGUGUAACAAAUGGGGGAACACCUGUGUGAAACCAAACCAAUCGAAUCUUCACAGAGCUGAUUUGGAGGAGCAACACUGUGAACGUGAUCAAAGAGGGGACAAUUUCAGCAAGAAAUUACACCUUACUUGGCUUUCAAGAACUCAGGAGAGAAAACUUUUGAAUGUGACAUAUGUGGCAAAACUUUCCACGCAAAGUCUAAUCUCCGUAAACAUCAGAAAAUGCACACAGGGGAGAAACCCUAUCAAUGUAGUAAGUGUGAGGAAACCUUUAUCAGUAAAACAGUUCUUACAGUACAUUGGAGAACUCAUACAGGGGAGAAACCCUACGCAUGUAUCGAGUGUAAGAAAACUUUCUGCCGUAAGUCUCACCUAACUGUUCAUCAGAGAACCCGCAUGGGAGAAGAACCAUAUGAGUGUUACGAAUGUGGGAGAUCUUUCUCUGUGAAAACCAAACUCACUGUGCAUCUGAGAGCACACACAGGGGAGAAGUCCUAUGAAUGCCACGGGUGUAGGAAAUCCUUUUACCAGAAGUCAGCCCUCACUGUACAUCGAAGGAGUCACAAUAGAGAGACACAUCAUGAAUGCAGUGAUUGUGGUAAAACCUUCUGUCAGAAGUCCGUUCUCACUGCGCAUUGGAGAACUCACACAGGAGAGAGACCUUAUGAAUGUCCAGAAUGUGGGAAAUCCUUUGGCCAUCGCCCAGCUCUUACCGUCCAUCAGAGAACUCAUACAAGAGAUAGACCUUAUAAAUGUAACGAGUGUGGGAGAUCUUUCUGUGUAAAGCCAAAGCUCACUGUGCAUCUGAGACUUCACACCGGUGAGAGACCAUAUGAGUGUAAGGAAUGUGGGAAAACUUUCUACCAGAAAUCAAAACUCACUGUACACCAGAGAACUCACACAGGAGAGAAGCCCUAUGGAUGCAAAGAAUGUAGCAAGACUUUCUACCAGAAGUCAGCCCUGACUGUGCAUCAGAGAACUCACACAGGAGAGAAGCCCUGUGGAUGUAAUGCAUGUGGGAAAACCUUCUGUCAGAAGUCACACCUCAGCAAACAUCAGAGAACUCACACUGGGGAGAAGCCAUGUGUGGCAGAGACUGGCGAUAUGUACACCAAAACUCACUUUCUCUUUGUGUUGGGCACACAGUUCGCCUGCAUUUCUCAGCUCCUGUUUACUGUGGGUGGAAGCACGUAAUUGAGCUCUGGCCAAGAGAUCAUGAACACAAAUUAUGAACAUUACUUCCAUGUCUGGCCACAAAAAAACUUACUUGCCUUUGCUGAUUUUUCAUUCCUGGAAUGCAUAUUACCCACAGGUGUGUUUUUGGAGCCACAUGGUGAAGAUGGCAACCAGGACUUAAGGCAGAAAGGACUGACUGGGGAGGGCAAAGAUCUUCCCAACGCUGCCUCACAAAUCUUCACCUGCAGUUACCUGAGGGAGAAGUAGUCACUGUUGAAUCCUAUGUGUGACCUAUUUCCAACAAUGUGAGUCCAUUGUAGCUAGUUCAGUUUGCGAAUUUGAGGUCGGCUUCUGUGAGACGUUACCAGUCCUUGUGUAAGAGAGUCACACAGGAAAGAACCUUUUGUUGUCACUUUUCAUCCCCAAGCAAUGGAUGUAAAAAUCAAAGAAAUCAUAGGAAAAAAAUUCAAUAAAUGCAGGAAUGACUUUAUUGGGCAGAGACAGGUCAUUGAACACUGAGGAUAAAGUAAAACCUUAUAAAUACCUUUAAUGUGUCCACUUUUCAACAGAAGGUCCAACUUUGUAUCAGUGAGUUUUUCAUGAAGCGAAAACUAUCAGCGUAGGUAAUGUGGAUAAAAAAAUUUCACAUAGAAAUGAUACUAUAUUAAAGAAGAUUUUUGAAAGACUAUA